AAUGUGCGAAAAACAUGAACUUCGGACACAGCUGACACCAGCUGUUCGCACUUCUAAUUUCUAUCGGACAGGACCCAGUACGCAAGCAGGUGGGUGGGUGUGAAAGAAGAGGAGACAGUUAAAAAGCAACGAGAAUUUAAAGCAACCACGCCACCAGUUAUUUCUAUUCGCGCCGACAUCAUAUCCAAGGGACCACUGUAAGAAAACAGUUUGAUAACCAAGCAAGUAUGCAAGCAUCGACAGGCACACCCGAAAACGAACACAAGUGGAAAUUCGCCCAAUGUUUUGGUGAUAAAGGCGACUCUGAAGAUAUCACCGAAGCCGAUAUCAUUUCAGCUGUGGAAUUCGACCAUACCGGUGAUUACUUGGCAACGGGUGAUAAAGGAGGAAGAGUAGUGUUGUUCGAACGUAACGAAAGCAAAAAAAGCUGCGAGUACAAGUUCCACACAGAGUUUCAGUCGCAUGAACCCGAGUUUGAUUAUCUAAAGAGUUUGGAGAUUGAGGAAAAAAUCAACAAAAUCAAGUGGUGUCGACGUACGAAUGCUGCUCAUUUCCUGUUAACCACAAACGACAAGACAAUCAAACUUUGGAAAGUAUUUGAACGUAACUUGAAAGUGGUUCAACAAAUGAACCUGACCGAUGGGGAACCCAAGCCAGUUGCUCCUGUUGCGCGUCCUUUAACGCUUCCGAAAUUGAUGCACCACGAUACCAUCAUUGCCGCAAUUCCUAGAAAGACAUAUGCUAAUGCGCAUGCUUAUCAUAUCAACUCGAUAUCCGUGAACUCCGAUGGGGAGACCUACAUUUCGGCGGAUGACCUUCGAAUUAACUUGUGGAAUUUGGACAUAUCAGAGCAGAGCUUCAAUAUCGUUGACAUCAAGCCGGCCAAUAUGGAAGAGUUGACUGAAGUGAUUACAGCCGCUGAAUUUCAUCCAUGGCAAUGCAAUCUCUUUAUGUACAGCAGCAGUAAAGGAACGAUCAAAUUGGCUGACAUGAGAGAAUCCGCUUUGUGUGACCAAAAUGCUAAAAUUUUUGAGUCGGCCGAAGAUCCUAACAACCGAUCCUUCUUUUCCGAGAUUAUUUCUUCCAUAUCCGAUGUCAAGUUUAGCGCAGACGGUCGAUAUAUCUUGGCACGCGAUUAUCUGACUUUGAAAUUAUGGGAUAUCAAUAUGGAAAAGAAACCCGUUCAGACCAUCAAUAUCCAUGACCACCUGCGAAGCAACCUCUGUGACUUGUACGAAAAUGACUGCAUCUUUGACAAAUUUGAGUGUAACUUUAGCGGUGAUGGAAAGAACUUGACGACAGGUUCCUACAGCAACAAUUUCUACAUUUACGAUCGUGAGACCUUGUCGGAGAUCAAUCUUCAGGCGGAUAAGAGCGCGUUCAAAGCGAAGAGAUUGGGUUCCGCUAAGAACAAGAUGACUUUAGCCGGUCCACGUAACGGCGGCAUGAAGGGACGAAGAGAUGAUGCGGAUUCGAUCGAUUUCAAUAAGAAGAUCCUCCACGCUUCGUGGCAUCCAAGAGAAAACACGAUUGCUGUCGCAGCAACAAACAAUCUCUUUAUCUUUACCGAGUAAGCAUUAUGUUAAAUACGACCUGUUUUGGGUGUUCUUCUUCCGAGUAUCAUAUUGCUUUCAAGGCUGUAAAUAAGUUUUCAUACUCAAAUAACAAUGAGUUAAUAGUUGGUUUAGGCUUUUUCUUUGUUUUAUUUUCCUAUGUUUGUCCUCUUCUUGGAUCAACUUGAAUAAAAUUCAUCUAACCGUACAGUUUGAUAAACCCC
This is a messenger RNA of Radiomyces spectabilis, 1777 nucleotides long. Its product is annotated as protein phosphatase 2A regulatory B subunit. The record is from RefSeq and is a predicted model, not a curated record. Gene Ontology annotation, molecular function: protein phosphatase regulator activity; protein binding. The coding region runs from base 228 to 1574 and encodes 448 amino acids. Gene Ontology annotation, biological process: peptidyl-serine dephosphorylation. Gene Ontology annotation, cellular component: cytosol; protein phosphatase type 2A complex. NCBI's taxonomy places the organism in Eukaryota, Fungi, Mucoromycota, Mucoromycetes, Mucorales, Radiomycetaceae. The transcript has 9 exons.